AUGUUCAAGACCGGAUUAGUUAGCAGCGCCAGAGCCUUCUCUACCUCCAGCAGAGCCUGGGGUACCAAGGUAUUCUUCAAGACCUCCAUCGAUGGUGUCCAACAACCAAACAUCACUUUUGAAUUGUACGACGAUGUUGUCCCAAAGACUGCUGAAAACUUCAGAGCCUUAUGUACUGGUGAAAAGGGAUUCGGAUACGCCGGCUCCAUCUUCCACCGUGUCAUUCCAAACUUCAUGUUGCAAGGUGGUGACUUUGAAACCGGUAAGGGUUACGGUGGUAAGUCCAUCUAUGGUAGACACUUCCCAGAUGAAAACUUCAAGAUCCAACACACCAAGCCAGGUUUGUUGAGUAUGGCCAACGCUGGUCCAGGCACCAACGGCUCCCAAUUCUUCAUCACCACCGUCCCAUGUAGCUGGUUGGACGGUAAGCACGUUGUCUUUGGUGAAGUUGUCGAAGGUAUGGAUGUUGUCAAGAAGAUUGAACUGCUUGGUUCUUCUCCACAUGGAUUCACCAGUGCCAAGAUUGCCAUUGAUGAAUCUGGUGAAGUUAACUAG
This is a messenger RNA of [Candida] anglica, 555 nucleotides long. The record is from the annotation of a GenBank genome assembly. Lineage: Eukaryota; Fungi; Ascomycota; Pichiomycetes; Serinales; Debaryomycetaceae.